AUGCCGCUGGUGAAGCGCAUCAUCGAGCCCAGGUACCUGUGCCGCGGCGCUCUGCCUGAUGGGGUCGCCAGUGAACUGGAGUGUGUCACCAACAGCACACUGGCUGCUGUCAUCAAACAGCUGGGAGGGCUGAUGUCUCUGCAAGACAUCAACAUGCGUAAAGCCUUCAGGAGCAGCAACUUCCAGGACCAGCAGGUGGUGUCUCGGAGCUCCAUCCUCAACCCUGUUUUGGAAAUGUACCAACGCUGCGACAAACCACCGCCCCUUAACAUCCUGACACCUUACAGGGACGAUAAGAAGGAUGGACUGAAGUUCUACACCGACCCGUCGUACUUCUUCAAUCUGUGGAAGGAAAAGAUGCUUCAGGCCACCGAGAACAAACGCAAAGAGAAGCGACGGCAGAAGGAACAGAAACAUGUGGAGGAAUCUUCAGGACGGGAGGUGAAGAAGGUCCGUAAAGCUCGGAACAGGCGGCAGGAGUGGAACCUGAUGGCCUACGAUAAGGAGCUCCGCCCAGACGCCCGAGUCACGCCGUCGCCGUACCACACUUCAGAUGGCUCCAUGUCACCUGACAGGUCGGGGAUGUCCGAUGACCCCUCCUUCCCGACAAGCCCCCACCACGAUGACACCCACGGGCAUGAUGGGAAGGACCAUGUCACCAUGGCAACCAGUGGAACCGGGCAGACUCAGUCAUUGGACCGCGCUCUUCGACCCGCCUCCGCGUCCUCUGCGGUGACUGCUGCAACUGCUCGGCAGCAUUCUCUGGGCCGCAACCAGCCACACCAUCACCAUCAUCCGCCUCCUGCCGCCUCAGCCAAUCAGAACGGAGCACGUACCCACACUGCCAAGGACCCCAAUGACCAUCAGAUCCCUCCGGCCCCCCCUCCCCCACCUCCUCUGAUGCCAUCAGCAGGACAGAUGGCGUUCCCCAACAGCUCCGCCCACAGCGCUGCCAUGGCGACACCACUGCACCCUGCUGCUGCUGCCGGUAACCAAGGUGGCGCCACCCUCUCUCGCCCCUACAGCCCCUCCCCUCCCCCUCCUCCUCCAGCUAACUACGUCCCCUCCCCCUCCCGCCCCGGAGGACAGGCCCCACCCUCUGCCGUGCCCCCGGCGCCCCCGGCGACGGAUGGCAGGAAGCCUCCCGGUGGCCCAAACGUGCCAAUAAAUGACGCCCGCAGCGACCUGCUGGCUGCCAUACGCAGAGGGAUCCAGCUGAGGAAGGUUCAGGAGCAGCGCGAGCAGGAAGAGGCCAAGAAACGAGAACCGUCGGGGAACGACGUGGCCACCAUCCUGUCGCGACGCAUCGCUGUGGAGUACAGCGAAUCAGAGGAGGAGUCUGAGCCCGAGGACCAGGAGUGGUCCGACUGA
Molecule: messenger RNA, 1371 nt
Organism: Stegastes partitus (bicolor damselfish)
Lineage: Eukaryota; Metazoa; Chordata; Actinopteri; Pomacentridae
Product: wiskott-Aldrich syndrome protein family member 3-like
Exons: 9
Coding region: 1-1371 (456 amino acids)
Biological process (GO): actin cytoskeleton organization; positive regulation of Arp2/3 complex-mediated actin nucleation
Cellular component (GO): SCAR complex; lamellipodium; cytoskeleton
Molecular function (GO): Arp2/3 complex binding; actin binding; protein kinase A regulatory subunit binding
Source: RefSeq, a predicted model, not a curated record